Molecule: messenger RNA, 1695 nt
Organism: Phytophthora nicotianae INRA-310
Lineage: Eukaryota; Oomycota; Peronosporomycetes; Peronosporales; Peronosporaceae
Exons: 2
Coding region: 1-1695 (564 amino acids)
Biological process (GO): regulation of transcription by RNA polymerase II
Cellular component (GO): piccolo histone acetyltransferase complex
Source: RefSeq, a predicted model, not a curated record
AUGCGGCGCUCGAGUCUGCGGCCGCGGCAGAUCGACAUCCAUGCGCGCAUGCGGAUCAUCCGCGAGGAGGAGGACCUGGAUGCUGACGACGACGGCACCGGGGGCGCCUCGCAGCCACACGCGACGUUCCAGCAGCUCGUGGCGAAUCUGGCAGCUCGUCAGAAAGCUGGGAGUCAAUCUAAACGCAACAAGAAGGACAUUCCAAUCCCCGUGAUCUUACCAGUCCCAAGCUACGACACUUUAGUGUCUGCAGACUUUGAAGUCCCCACGUCCUACGUCAGAUUUCAAACUUUGCCGAGAGACGAAGAUGCCGCAGGAUCCGAAGCUUUAGGUCCAGAGACCCAGGAAGUUGAAGUGGAUCUAGAUCUAGAAGACAUGAGGUGGCUCCGACGUCAUCCCAAGUACGGCGUGGAUGGAGAUCCAAGAUAUCAAUUAUCCCAGGGACGCUUCGCCCAGAUGCUGGACGCUCUGGAAAAAGCUUCAGCUCUACUGAACCCCAACGUCAUGACACUUGCAGAAGCUGAAGAUGUCUUUGGCAAGAGAUUGAGCAUGCACAAGACGCCUCUUAAUCGCGUGACCUGCGAUGUUUACACAUACUGGGCUGCAAAGCGCCAGAAGCUGCGUCGUCCGCUAUUACGGCGUUUCUGGCCUCAGACUCCGCUGAACGAUACGAACCCUCAUGCAGUGUUUCGACCCCGUGAGAAGGAGCGCUAUAAGUUACGCAAACAUCGCAAGAACGACUUGGAAGGAUUCCGUAAGCUACAGCAGCUGCGUGUGGACUUUGAACGUGUCCGUAGGUUGCUGGAUCUAGUGCGACGUCGAGAACGAGCGAAGCGACUUCAGCUGGACUUCUUGGACGAGAUUCGACGUCAAGCGGAGCAUGAGCUCACGAAUCGUGGAUCUAAUGCUGUUGUGCGUAAGCCGGUGAUUCCGGUGGAUGAAGAGCGUGAACGUCACAAGAAGAAGAAGAAGAAAAAGAAGAAACAUCGCGAUGGAGAGAAUGGCAGUUUGGCAGAUGGUAUGGGCACUUCUGGUGAUUCAAAGACUGGAGCCGAUGCGAAGACAGGAAAGGCUGGAACUGCGGUUGAAGGACCUCAAAUCGCACCGACGUUUAUGGAGUACGACACGUCGGCGAACUUUGUGAUGGAGGACACAACAGACACGGACGGAUCACCGCGGAGUGGGCCAGUGUACCCGUCGUACCCUCUGUCUCAGCCCCGGUUGAUGGCGGCGAUAUUCCAGCAACCGCCCAAGUAUAGAUGCCGCGGACGUAUUGGUCGAGGCGGCAGAUUGGUCAUGGACCGAAUCCCUGUACCGACUUCGCGGUAUUAUGGCGUUACCGAGACGAACGCACCCACGCUGAAGUCUGCGUCGUUGACUCCCACUGUGGCAGUAUCAGGGCUGACAACACCUGAGAACGGCGUGAACUUACCCGGUUCUGAAGUGGGUAUCGCUGCCAACCACGGAGCUGUACUAGUACAGGACUUGUCGGUUCAUCCACCGAUGAACAAAAUCAACCAGGUUACGUCAAAGAGGCUGGAUGAAAUCUACGGCAUGAGUGACAGCGAAGACGAAUUCCUGGAGCCUCUUUCUUCCUCAGUUUACGAGACCCCGACGCGCAAGACGACAAGUGGAGGAAAGGGUCUGCAUAGCACAGGACCGGGGCGGAAGGUGAAGUUCACACUCGAUGUCUAA